AUGCCAUGGGACCAACCAAUGGUCCAUUGGACCCAACAAGUCCUGAAAAAAUUGACCAGGGCUCGAUCUCUGGUCCGUGAGAGUCACCGAUUGCUGGCCAGAAAUGACAAGGCCGAGUUGAGCGCUGAGCUUCGUCAGAUUGAGUGUGCCCUUGUCAUGGUUCUUGAAGAUAACCGCCUUAUACCUUCGCCCCCUUCGGCACGCCUUGCCCCAUCUCCACCACCAACCGGCCUGAGAUGUGGCAAUCGUCGUAAUCGUGGACGAUUCACCCGUGGGCCCCCUAAUCGCAACUCCAACCCCCAGCCAGUGGGGGAGAGCCAGACUCCGAAUUGUGCGAGCACCGCUAGGAAUAUCCAGAUUGUACGGGCUCAAUCUAUCUCGAGUCAGACGUGUAGGGGUACAAGCACCCCUACGUUUACAGAAGACAAGACGAAAAUCACCAAGCCCGCCAAAUCUACUACCAUACCCCCAUCGCAAGGCGUGCUUGUGGACUUCGAUGAAGAUUCAACAGUCGUUGAACUGCUGCCAGGCAUUGUGGCUGCCAUGGAAGCAUUGGAAAUUGUUCACAGUGAACCCAAAGGCCAGCUGGAAAUGUGCUGA
This is a messenger RNA of Penicillium hordei, 600 nucleotides long. RefSeq lists its product as uncharacterized. The record is from RefSeq and is a predicted model, not a curated record. Lineage: Eukaryota; Fungi; Ascomycota; Eurotiomycetes; Eurotiales; Aspergillaceae. Bases 1 to 600 code for a protein of 199 amino acids. The transcript has 3 exons.